UUAGUAAAGAUUCAUAAGUGGUACACAAUAUUGAUACUACGUAGAAACAUAGUCAUCAAUAUGUUACUAUAACUUUUUAAAAAAUAUUUCAAAUAAAAGUACCGCAUUAAAAGAAAAUAUACCAGUUCAGUAUCAACACAAGUAGACUAAUAAACCGAUUCAUAGAUAUCCUGUAGGUAAAAACAUGCAAAAUUUUUAUUUAUUCUGUUUGAAAGCCAGCCAGAUUUUCAAUCCAUUCUGUUGUAACGAAAACACUUCACUCAUAUAAGAAAAAUAGACAUUAAGAUGUGACAAGCCUCAUAAAGGGAAUAGGUGGGGGAAGCACCUGGCGCCUGUUACUGGCCUCCACAUCCUGGAUCUCAAUCAGACCGCCGAAACGGCGACAGACAAAAGAUAGGGAGAGAGGGAAGGUGGAACAGGGCCCCACUUUAUCGCCGACUUCACAGUGAGACUGUCUACCCACAUGGAAGGUGGACAGGGCCCCACUUUAUCACCGACUUCACAGUGAGACCGUCUACCCACAUGCAACGAGACCCGCUCUGUGGACCGGGAGAGACUGUCUACUUUUUUCACACUCUUCAGACCUACCCUUUAAUGCUAGGCACGUCACAGAUGGAUACUAAAGAAGGAGACUUACUGAUGUGACCUGUGCUGGAAACCCCGAUGAUUCUGGAAUUGUUUUGUGCAGUUAUAUAUAUUCAGUAUGCUAAAACGGUUGUUGGUAAUCAAAAGAAAAGAUUUAAUGUGUAAUAUAAACUUAACCGUACGAAGCAUUUAAACCACUGCGUACCCUUACUACUCCAAGAAUCACAAAAAAGUGUUAACAUGUGAAAGUUUGCUAAGAAGAAAACAAAACUUACUCAAGAAAUGUAAAUAAACAAAGCGUUGAAAUCAAACGUGUGAACAAAGGCUGCUGACACCCGCACACCCUCAGCUCUGGAAGGGUCCAGAAGUUAGAUAGGGUGUCUUAAAAUCUUUGUGAAAGCUAUUCCGUGGACUCUCAGAAAACAGAAAACUACCACAAUUAACACAGAGCAGGUCACAGGACACUACUCUGUUAGUCGUCAGUUGAAGACCGUUGAGCAGUCCUAUGGAGACUCGCAGCAAGACAUCCCACGCCUGGCUUGCUCUUACAGUUGUUGUGUUGAGUGUUGCGACUGUGGCGGCUCUACAGAAAGAUGCAAACCAUGUGGUUACAGAAGCCUUUUAUGAAAAGGAGCGAUACAAGACACUGCUUGUAUUCAAUAAAUACAGAUCAGUACGUCGGGAAAGAUAUGUGUGUGAAACAGGCUGGCACAGCAACAAUGACAUUGCAUGCGACUAUGCCAUAUGCAAUGGUCUAACAAAUUUAAAUGGGGCUUGUAAUACUCGCAUUGGUGAUUCACACAUCAUUUAUACUGAUGGUACCAUCCAGUACUACCCAGAUGGCUCCUGUAACAGUCCAAAUAGCUGUACAUGCACAAAGGCAGGAUUUUACAGUGGAGGACCAGUUUGUUCAAUGUGCACGGCUAUUUCAAACUGUAACUUAGAGACUUGCACCACCGCAACAAAUCAGGUGUGCUCCAGGUGUGAGGGGACAGUACAGGAACUGGUGGGUUACAGAGCCUAUGUGCCAUCUUCUGACAACAGGGCUUGUAACAAGGCUUGUUCAUGGCGCUCUGACAGCACCCGCUGUUAUCCAGGCAGCUGUCCCACAGAACUCGCUAGCAGCUGCACAUGUUCAAGCGGUUUUGGAGGACUGCACUGUCAAAAUAUUGUGUCUCAAGCUGACAUCAUCUACAAUGAACUAAAGUUAACUGCCUCAGAUGGUUCAAUUGUGAUAGCCCCAUUCGAUACAAAUGCAGGGCCAUCUGCAUCUCAGAAUGAAAUCUGGACAAAUAUUUUAAGUCCUCAGAACAUUUUCUACAAAUGGAAUGGCCAGUUUCAUCCUAUUCUGCCUACCCACCAUGCCUACAUCACAGAAACUAAGGUUGGGGUCACUGGAGGAAAGACACAACUGAUCUUAAACAGGGGUACUACACGCCAGGUUUAUGAACGCACUUGUGGUGGCUCUAGUCGAGAUGACCCCAACCGUGCAGUGUUCACCUGUAGUGCAACCAUGCAGCCAGCCGAGUAUUCUGGCUCUCUUACAGUGCCUUUUCAGCAUGGUGACCAGCUGGAAUUUUCCUUCCAUGCAGAUGUGGGAGGGUUUGUCAAGGUUGAAAACAAAGAGACAAGAAUGAUAGAAACACAUUAUUUUAAUGGCAACACCAAAACCCACCAGUUCCAGAUUCAUUUUGACACCAUUGUUCCAUACCACUGCAAAAUUGCUUCUGGAUGUGGAGAGUCCAUGUUAACAGUCAAAGAUAUCACAAAUCUAACACACAAAAUAUUCUGUGGAAUGGCUGGAAAGAUGACAAUGCUGGCAUACACCAGAUGACAUACCAGGUGUAUGAACUGGACUAUGUGGGAACUACACUCCAGCACAAAGCUCUUGCCACAAGAGGCCUUGUCAACAGUACUGGAUCUGGAUCUACAAAUUUUUCUGUAACAAGCCCUGGAAUGUAUUCCAUUGUCCUGUCUGCUGUGGACAGAGCUGGAAACCACAAAUCUUGCCGGAGACUUUUUCUUUAUGAUUCGUCUUCCCAGAUCAGUGUCACAGCCUCC
Pomacea canaliculata is the source of this 2646-nucleotide messenger RNA. RefSeq lists its product as uncharacterized. NCBI's taxonomy places the organism in Eukaryota, Metazoa, Mollusca, Gastropoda, Architaenioglossa, Ampullariidae. The transcript has 12 exons. The coding region runs from base 1091 to 2419 and encodes 442 amino acids. The record is from RefSeq and is a predicted model, not a curated record.